GCAACUAUUCCAUGUGUGUAAUUUGUUUUGGUGAUCAUGGCUGAAUUUGGCAGGAAAUGCAAUUUGUAGUGUGCACUUUGGAGUGAUUUCAAUUACUGUUAAUUACUGUUAAUCCGUAACGGGUCUCAGCACAAUGUUCUGUCUCCGGGGGUCGUCUCAAAGAGUGGUGGAGCCCGUCCCUGUGACGUCAGAGACCAAGGCGCAGAAACCAUCCUUGGGCGACAUUAACUUAAAUCACGAAAUAUUUCGACGCAAGUCUAUGAUUGCCAACCCAAAUGUCCAGCUGGUUAAAAUCAAAACCGUGGUAGCAUUUAAAAACGCAAGGAACGGUGGGGGAUCCGAGGGCGCGGAAAACAACGAUCGCCUGCCCUCCCUCGGGGAACAAACGACAAAUCAACCACAGGAGGAUUCGAACAACCAACCACAAACAUCAAAGGUCAAGCGGAGAUUCACCUUGGCGGACGUGGCGAGAACAGUGACCAAUGGCCGGACAAAGAAGGUUUCGUUUCAAGAAUUUGAAGAGGACGAAUCAGAGAGCGCAUCUCAAAAAAUGGAGGCUAACCUGGAGCGAAAGGCCUCUGUAUUUAAAAAGAUUGCCCUCAAACUGUCCAAAGGUAGUAUUCUUAACAGGAAGUUGGAUCCAGGAGCAAAGGUCAAAUCCGAUGUAGAACGACUGUGGAAAAUUCGCUGCAGCCUGUACAAAAAAGAAAAAUUCACAAAGGAGGAAAUCACCUUGCUACGUUCUCUGAUCAGCGACACGCUUGAUUUGACAGGGCGCCUGCGCAUCCUCGUCCGGGAAAACGAAGACUUCACUAACCAGGAGGUGGAGACGUACUGUAGAGACAUGAACGGCCUACAACUCCUGUUUAACAACAUCGUGGAGAUCUGGCAGAAAGUGCCCGACCCAGAGAAAUCAAAACAUAAGGACGAGAUCGUGAGUGACGUCAUGGAGCUUUCUACUGACGUCACUUCCAUCGUAGGGGAGAUCCUCUUGGUCCUCCUGCAGCGGUUCCACCUGAACAUCGUCCCCCUACUUAAACCUCUUCACGGACUGUUCUAUGGCCUAGGGCUUCACGUUAAAUUCAACUGUCUGGAUAAGGACCUGAUAAAUAGUAACUCUGCCGCUGGAAUAUUCUCUGGAUUUCUAUCAGGAGUUUUGCAGCUAUUUAGAAGCGCCAAAAUUCUAUUGAAGAGACUCAAAUUUGAAGAUGACGCUUCUGUAGCGAAAAAGAAGCUGGUCCAGACAAAUAUUGCGUCAUUUGUCAGUGACGCAACAGUGUCACAUGGUCUGCACUCUUUCUCGGCGGAUGAACUCCGUGACAUGAUGAUCAGGAUUGGGAACCUAUGUACCGACUCGUUCUACACCAUCGGCAAAACUAGCGCGACCUUGGACUAUAUCGACCUCGGGGACGGGGUUCACGCCGUGUCUCCCCUGGAGAGCCUCGGUUCCAUCUCCCACGUGGACUUUGUCCAGUGUCCAAUAGAAUCGCGUUCCUUGCUGAUGUCGGGGAUCCAGCUCAACGACGGCCAACACUACGUCUCCGACAUUUUCCUCGUCAAUGGAAAUGCGUUUCACAGCCAAGCGAAGAUAACUCUGAGGGCACCAAUCCAUCAUUCGUCAUUUCCGGCGUCUGCGACUGUUCGAGUCAAAACGAAAUCUGGGGAUAAAUGGAUUGAUGUGGAUGGGGAUAUAAUUGCCGGUAAAUGUGAGUUCCGUGCCAGUUACAUGGAGGCCUUCGUGGUUGUAGCGGGUUACCGCCCCUAUCAUCGGGAGAUAACUCCUGCCGGUUUCACCUACAUGUCAGACGACGACUCGCGGAUCAGGAUCAAUUUUCCCCAAAACUGUUUCAGUCGGCCGUGCAUUGUCCAGUUCAGGCUUAUUCAACUAAACAGAAACAGGAUAUUUUCGUAUAAGGAAACAUGCCCAGACGAAUGCAAAUACAUCACUUGUAUAUCGGACGUCAUUUUCAUAAAGCAUGAUGAUGACGUCAUAAUCAAAGAACCUGCUCUUGUUCAUAUGCCGAUCAUUAACGACACGGACGACUACGAGACUGAACUCGUUGUUUUCCGGAAGCGAGAGGACGGUGAGGUGGAACUGAUCCCUCGACCUAGUGCCAUGCGCUGUGAGUCCACCGGAAACUGCUAUACAUUCCAGAUCGACCGGUUCUGUGGACUUGCACUCGGUAAAGCGAACAAACGACAGUUGAAGAAGAACCGGCGCGCCAUCAUUGACGAGUUUAACCUGUACUACGAGACAGAGCACAUCUGUACCGCCAUUACCAUGUUGGACAAGUCCUCCUUACAGAGCGGCGUCGUCAAGUUCUGGACGGAAGUCGUGGAGAACAGAUUCCUUAAAAGAAUUCUGCGCAUGCGCAUGAAGGAAGGUCUUUACGAAGUCCCCGGAAGUCGAUCGCCGCACAUACGCAUGAAAGAUUAUGACGUCAUUCGAAUAGAUUUGGACGGAAACAUGGGGAAGAUACGUAGUCUGUCUUCGGACCAUUAUUUUAUUUCGUACCUCAGCAGUUCAAACCAGAACUAUCGUUCGUUUCCGGUGGAGCCGAGGCGGGAUCCCCGGGGCAGAAACAUCGGCGUGAUAAACUACUACCGGGAGUCGGGCCAAGAGGAUGUCUGUAUACACCUAGUUGCCGUGGAUACGGAGCGGUUCCUGAUUUCCGGUCCCAGACUGCCCACCUCUCACUCCGAGGCCAAACCACCCUCCUCCCAGACGGGUCGCGUGACGUGGUCCCGUGGAUCACACAGGUCCAGCCGCUCCGUCAGAUCAACCAUCGCCUACCGAUCAAUGUUCGAGGAUGUGCCCGUCUUGAGUCACCAGAGUUUACUAGUGUUAGCUGGUGCCCUGCCCCUUGAGUACGCCACCACGCUAGGUGUCGCUCUCAGAGUUCCUUACGAAGACAUCUUGGACAUCAAGGCUCUGGACCAGCCCCCCGUCAUCACAAACUUUGAAAUUCUGUGGAAAUGGCGCGGGAAAAUUGCCAGUUUGGAAAUGGUUGAUGCGCUGGUGAGCGCCCUUCGCGAGGUCAAACAGAAAAGGCUGAUUGACGUCAUUAUGCUGGCUAGCUCUGAGAAACGUCAUCUCAAACACAGUGACUUCUCACAUCGCCAUAACUGUGUACAGUUUGCAGUCGCGCCAUCAUAACAAAAAGACCAUAUCUUAAGAUAUUUCUGUAAUUUACUGUUUGUAUAUGAUUAUGUUUAUUAUAAGCAUUAUUUUUUUAUUUAUUUUACAAUUUUGUAUUCAUUUUCUUUUAGUAUGUUUUUUGUACAGCCCCGAAUAAAUAUGGAAUGGAAAUUGGUCUUCUUAGAGUUG
Messenger RNA from Magallana angulata, 3328 nucleotides. RefSeq lists its product as uncharacterized. The coding region runs from base 134 to 3157 and encodes 1007 amino acids. The transcript has 15 exons. The record is from RefSeq and is a predicted model, not a curated record. Lineage: Eukaryota; Metazoa; Mollusca; Bivalvia; Ostreida; Ostreidae.